AUGAAAUUCAUCCUUCUCCUCGCCAUCGCCCUAAUUUCUUCGGUAAGCAGCCAGUGGGGGGGCUACGGUCCAUAUGGAGGAGGUGGAAUGUACGGACCAUACGGAGGAGGAAUGGGUCCAUAUGGAGGUAUGGGUCCAUACGGAGGUAUGGGUCCAUAUGGUGGCAUGGGACCAUACGGUGGUGGAAUGUAUGGAAUGAGACGAUUCGGUGGCGGUUAUGGUGGAAGAAUGAAUCCACUCCAAGGAGCGAUGAUGGGUGCUAUGAUGGGAGCAAUGAUGGGUUAG
Molecule: messenger RNA, 285 nt
Organism: Necator americanus (New World hookworm)
Lineage: Eukaryota; Metazoa; Nematoda; Chromadorea; Rhabditida; Ancylostomatidae
Exons: 2
Coding region: 1-285 (94 amino acids)
Source: RefSeq, a predicted model, not a curated record